AUGGAGCUAUCCCGGAAACCAACCAACUCACAGCGGUUACCACCACCUGCACUCUUUCAAGGCCCGCCCUCCCACAAUGCAUCCAACGUCUCGCUCGCCGUUCCCCCAACCAACCCAACCCUCACAACACCAACAGGCAGUCAACCACCACCUCUAAAUCGCACCCGAACCCCUGGCGACAAAGGCGACAACCGCAACCUUCUCUCCCCCUUCACCUCGCGCCGAUUAUCUAAGGAUGACGUCGACGGAUCAGACGCCAUCUGGCAAGAAAUGCAAAGCGCUCUCUCCGAAGUCGAACUAAGCGCCGUAACCAGCGAACAUGUAUUCGGAGAAAAGCACGCCGAGGCCUUAGAAGACCUACGCACCAAACAACUAGAUCUCGCGCAAGCGUGGGCCCGCAGUGAAGCAGACGACGAGGUGGUGGAUUCGAGUCGCAACACCGCAGACGGGGAGAGUGCGCAACGCCGGGGUUCAGCAGAAGCAACAGCAACAGCAACAGCAACUACAACAAAAGAUACCACCGGAACCACGGCUGGUGAAUCCACUCCCACGAGAGAUCGCGUCUCACACCGCACGCUGGAUGAGGGGACGGAAAAGGAUAUAAUUCUAGCGCGGAAGCGCCGUGAUGCGAAUGAUCGGUACUUUGAUCGUGUUAAUCAGGGCGUAUUGGACGUUGUUGCGAAACUUGAGGAAGUUUCGCAGGCUAUGCGAACAGUUGAGCGUGAGAGUAAGGAUAUCUGGAGUGACUCGGAGAGUGUGACAACUGCGCCGCCGUCAACCAAUGCUGGGCCAUAG
Molecule: messenger RNA, 795 nt
Organism: Penicillium waksmanii
Lineage: Eukaryota; Fungi; Ascomycota; Eurotiomycetes; Eurotiales; Aspergillaceae
Product: DUF5315 domain-containing protein
Exons: 1
Coding region: 1-795 (264 amino acids)
Source: RefSeq, a predicted model, not a curated record